Sceloporus undulatus (fence lizard) is the source of this 3391-nucleotide messenger RNA. Its product is annotated as acetyl-coenzyme A synthetase 2-like, mitochondrial. The transcript is spliced from 14 exons. Gene Ontology annotation, cellular component: mitochondrion. The record is from RefSeq and is a predicted model, not a curated record. Gene Ontology annotation, molecular function: acetyl-CoA synthetase activity; AMP binding. The coding region runs from base 538 to 2484 and encodes 648 amino acids. NCBI's taxonomy places the organism in Eukaryota, Metazoa, Chordata, Lepidosauria, Squamata, Phrynosomatidae.
UGGCACAUUGCAAUCUACACAUCCCAUACCUCAGUACAUGCCAUACUUUAUGCAUAGAUUAAUGUUGUCUUGUAAUCCUUUGAUCUUGCAUCUGUUGUAGAAGACUGAAGUGAUCACAGAGCCUCAAAUUAGAGGAGGAAGGCAUAGGAAAAGUGUGAGCCAAAAUAUGGAUAGAGUCUGCUAUGCACAAAAAGAUCAGCCCAAUCUUGUUUCAGUACAGAAGCAGACUCAGAUUAGCAUAAAAAUUAUUCUGGUUGGAUGUUACUAAAUCCCACCCACUUGCUCCCUUCUGGGAAAGGAUUGAGUUUCUCUUACACUGCUGCGGAAGAGAAAUAGUGUACGUGUAUUUUUCAGGAAGAAAGUGGGACACUCCUAUGCUCUUAGUCUGGUUGUGGAUUUAUAGGUUGGGGCUGCAGGAUCUAAUAAAUCCAUAUCUCACACUGGCCUGAAAAAGAUACAUUUUUCCCUAAUGAAUAUUUAUGCUUGAAGAAGAUUACCUUGAAUUAGGAAUAAAGAUACCGAUUGUACCUCAGAAUUAUGGCCUGGCUGCUUGUUAGAACUUGCUUCCACAAAAUAGCCCCUGGGGGCAAAUUUUCUUUCAAAACCAGAGGAUGGAGCAAGGGACCCUUGACUGCUUACAUGCCAGAAGCCACAACUUUUCCUGGACCAGUGGACCACCAAGGGCUGUAUCAGGUGUCAGUGGAGCAAACAGACACUUUUUGGGGAGCACUAGCACGAAGCCGACUUAUGUGGAUCAAUCCUUUUCAUUCUGUCAGUAACUGUAACCUUCAGGAAGGCCAAGUGUCCUGGUUCCUUGGGGGACAGCUAAAUGUAGCUGUCAACUGCUUGGAUCGACAUGUCCAUCAAGCUCCAAAUAAAGUGGCCCUGAUCUGGGAGAAAGAUGAGCCUGGGCAGGAGGAGAGAAUUACAUACAGAGAACUUCUGGAGAUGACAUGCCGCCUUGGAAACACCUUGAAGCGACAGGGAGUGAAGAAGGGUGACAGAGUUGUGAUUUACAUGCCUCCAUGUCCAAUGGCUGUGGCGAGCAUGUUGGCUUGUGCCCGGAUUGGAGCAAUACACACAGUGGUAUUUGCUGGAUUCAGUUCUGUUGCAUUGGCUGACAGGAUCCAAGAUGCCAACUCUGAAACUGUGAUCACAGUAAACCAAGGCGUGCGAGGAGGGAAAGUGGUAGAAUUGAAGCAGACAGUUGACCAGGCUAUAAAAAUGUGUCCAAUGGUGAAGCGAGUUUUCAUUUGGAAGAGAACAGAUGCCAAAGUUCCUAUGUCAGCACUUGAUAUUCCACUAGAAGAGGAGAUGAUGAAAGAGGAUGCAACCUGUGAACCUGUUGCCUUGGAGAGUGAAGAUUUCCUGUUCCUUCUCUAUACAUCAGGGAGUACUGGAAAGCCUAAAGGACUGGUCCAUUCACAGGCAGGCUAUUUGCUAUAUGCUGCUGUCACACACAAGUAUGUGUUUGACUACCAUGAUGGAGAUGUUUUUGGCUGUGUCGCAGACAUUGGUUGGAUCACAGGACACAGUUAUGUGGUAUAUGGACCUUUGUGCAAUGGAGGAACUACAGUCCUUUUCGAGAGCACUCCACUCUAUCCUAAUCCAGGACGUUACUGGGAAACUGUGGAGAGAUUAAAGAUAAAUCAGUUCUAUGGAGCCCCUACAGCUAUUCGCCUACUGCUUAGUUAUGGGGAUAACUGGGUAAAGAAAUAUGACAGAUCCUCCCUCAAAAUCCUUGGAUCAGUGGGAGAACCUAUCAACACAGAAGCAUGGGAGUGGUUCUUCAGUGUGGUUGGAAAUGGACGGUGCCCGGUAGUUGAUACAUGGUGGCAAACUGAAACUGGAGGCAUCUGUAUUGCUCCUCGUCCUUCAAACUCUGGAGAUGAGAUCCUUCCAGCCAUGGCCAUGAGACCUUUCUUUGGCAUCAGACCUUCUCUUCUGGAUGAUAAAGGAAAUGUCUUAGCACAGAAUGACGUCUCUGGAACUCUCUGCAUAUCUCAGGCAUGGCCAGGAAUGGCAAGGACUAUUUACAAUGACCACCAGAGGUUUCUGGAGACUUACCUGAUGCCUUACCCAGGAUAUUUCUUCACUGGGGAUGGAGCAUAUCGAACAAGUAAAGGAUAUUACCAAUUGACAGGCCGACUUGACGAUGUCAUCAAUGUGAGUGGGCACAGGCUGGGCACUGCUGAGAUAGAAGAUGUUGUGGCCUGUUUUGUGUUCCAGAAUAAGCAUGAAGCAGUGGCAGAGUCAGCUGUGAUUGGAUAUCCUCACAAGAUCAAAGGAGAAGGUGCCUAUGCAUUUGUCGUAUUAAAGGAGGGUGCUGGCCUCUCCCAAGAAAGCCUGGCUUCUGAACUUCGGGGGCUUGUCUCAAAAGUGAUUGCAAAAUAUGCAGCACCAGAAUAUAUUCAGAAAUCAACAUCUCCAGCUAGCUGUCCAUCUGUUCAUCAUCUCUUGCAAGUAAUUUCUUGGAUCAACUGAGUUUAGCAGGAGAAAAGAUAAGGCUACUGAGAGAAGGCAAUACAACCCAAGCAUGCAAUACAGGCACACAUUUUGCGGGGAGAAAUACAAUGUCUGCAGAAGAAAGUUCAGUCUAUUUGAAGGCAAUGUUUCUAGUGCAUUCCUACUCACCUGAAUCUGGAUAGAUUUCCUUCAGGGGGUAUAUCACCUAAAUUGGAAUAAACCAGACAAACUUCAAAUGAGAAGCAUUUAUAUCAUAUAAACAAUGAAGAGAACAAUCAACUAUUAUAGCUGUCUGCUAAAGGCCCUUAGAUAACACACACUGGGCCCCUGUCUCUCUGUGGUGGAGUGUCCUUAAGAAUGGAUAUAUUCCUGUUAUAGCAGUGGGAACAACUUACACAGGGGCCAGAGAGAUGAUACCUAUCAAGGUAACCUACCUGUUCUCUCAGGGUCCCAUCUGUAAAGAAAGGCCGCUGUGGCAAGAUCACAAUUCCAUGUGGGCCAAAACAAGUCAGCAUGUGGAUAUUCCCUGCAAAGAUCCAACAGAAAUGAUCACAGUCACUUGUAUAUCACCUAGCACUUUCCAAUUCAUUACCACCAACAACACAUCUUGGCAAUUACUCCCCCACCAAAGUCAUCUGGUGAUGGCUAUCCCAGCAGGCCAACAAAACUAUUUCCUCUUCAUCUGGUUAUUAUAAGAACUGCUCUGGAAGUUGUCCCCCCCCCCACUUUGCCUCCAUCCCCAUCUCGUAUUCCUUGUAUCACAAAUCUUAAAUUUAGACUGCAAGUUUCAAGGCAGGGGCUGUCUUUCUAUUUAAUGUGCUCUGAGAGCUGUUUUGCCUAAAAAGCAAGUUAGAAAUUCUUUAAAGUAACUAAGGAAUUAUAUUAGUUAAGUAAUUAACAUUAUAGAACUGAAUAAACACUUCAA